Dama dama (fallow deer) is the source of this 1570-nucleotide messenger RNA. It is a transcript of the gene CALML4, whose product is annotated as calmodulin like 4. The transcript is spliced from 6 exons. Gene Ontology annotation, cellular component: myosin II complex. NCBI's taxonomy places the organism in Eukaryota, Metazoa, Chordata, Mammalia, Artiodactyla, Cervidae. Gene Ontology annotation, molecular function: calcium ion binding. The record is from RefSeq and is a predicted model, not a curated record. Bases 812 to 1363 code for a protein of 183 amino acids.
CUGCAAGGAGAUCCAACCAGUCCAUCCUAAAGGAGAUCAGUCCUGAGUGUUCAUUGGAAGGACUGAUGUUGAAGCUGAAACUCCAGUACUUUGGCCACCUGAUGCGAAGAGCUGACUCAUUUGAAGAGACCCUGAUGCUGGGAAAGAUUGAGGGCAAGAGGAGAAGGGGACGACAGAGGAUGAGAUGGUUGGAUAGCAUCACCGACUCAAUGGACAUGAGUUUGGGUAAACUCCGGGAGCUGGUGAUGGACAGGGAGGCCUGGCGUGCUGCGGUUCAUGGGGUCGCAAAGAGUUGGACACGACUGAGUGACUGAACUGAGUUAAUGAGGUGGUGUGUGAUGAGCCUAAAGGGGGUGUGCAGAGUGCCCGACACCCAGGAGACUAUUUAGCCCCUAGUGCAAUCCUCAGAGAGAAAUACCCCUGAAGGCAGGCCUGGGGGGACCCAGCGACCCCCUCUCUGGGUGACCCCCUUCUUAGUGUCCACGGAGGGCUCCCAGGAAGGAACAGCGGCCUUUGUCCUCUGGCUACAGGACAUCAGCUUCCUGGUGCAGGGCCGAGUGCCGGGGAAGCCCUCGUGCAGCCCCCAUCUCUCAAAAUCCAGGCUGCCACCGCCCCACAGCCAGGCAUCCACCGUGCACAGGAAGCCGGAAUCUGACCCCUGGCGGCGGGCCUGGUCUCCAUGGCAGCCGUGGAUUUAUUACCGGGGCCUCCACCCGGCUGAGCGGACUUUCGACUUGAAGCCGGGAAGAAGGGGAACAGGAAGGCAGCUCUGGGAGCAGCGAGCCCACGGGUGGCAGCUGGAGGCCCCGCGAUGGCCAAGUUUCUUUCCCAGGACCAAAUUAAUGCUACUGUCGGAAGGUGGUCAACUGUCACAGGAUGGGGUCUCGGGAAGGUAUUGGGCCCAUCCCUUGGGCAGAGGCAAACCCAGACAGAAGAGUACAAGGAGUGCUUCUCCCUAUACGACAAGCAGCAGCGGGGGAAGAUCAAAGCCACGGACCUCCUGACGGUGAUGAGGUGCCUGGGGGCCAGCCCGACGCCUGGGGAGGUGCGGCGGCACCUGCAGACUCAAGGGAUAGACAGAAAUGGAGAGCUGGAUUUCUCUACUUUUCUGACCAUCAUGCAUAUGCAAAUAAAACAAGAGGACCCAAAAAAGGAAAUUCUUUUGGCCAUGUUGAUGGCAGACAAGGAGAAGAAAGGCUACAUCAUGGCAUCUGAACUGCGGUCAAGACUCAUGCAACUGGGGGAGAAGCUCACCCCCAAAGAAGUGGAGGAUCUCUUCAGGGAAGCAGAUAUCGAACCGAAUGGCAAAGUGAAGUAUGACGAGUUCAUCCAGAAGAUCACCAUUCCUGUGCGGGACUACUGAACGAGAAGGCAAGAGAGCCUCCCCUGGGCCUGAACACUCAGACUGAUGGAUGUUUGAAAAGAAAAGUGUUCCUUUCACUUGCAGGAGAUGGCAAACACAGCAAGAUGACAGACCUAAUCACAGUAAGAGGACAACAAGGAAACAAAAUGAUUCCAGCUAUGGGAUUAGCAUGUCUUUAAUAAAAUUUUUUACUGUUUUAACAACUAC